This is a messenger RNA of Tarenaya hassleriana, 1033 nucleotides long. Its product is annotated as 25.3 kDa vesicle transport protein. The coding region runs from base 150 to 806 and encodes 218 amino acids. Gene Ontology annotation, biological process: endoplasmic reticulum to Golgi vesicle-mediated transport; vesicle fusion with Golgi apparatus; retrograde vesicle-mediated transport, Golgi to endoplasmic reticulum. Gene Ontology annotation, molecular function: SNAP receptor activity. The transcript has 6 exons. The record is from RefSeq and is a predicted model, not a curated record. NCBI's taxonomy places the organism in Eukaryota, Viridiplantae, Streptophyta, Magnoliopsida, Brassicales, Cleomaceae. Gene Ontology annotation, cellular component: ER to Golgi transport vesicle membrane; SNARE complex; endoplasmic reticulum-Golgi intermediate compartment.
AACAUCUCAGAUCGAUUUCGGUCUGUUCUCUGGUUUUUAUCUCCACCGGCGAUUUGACGGUGGGGCCGGAUCUCUAUCGGAGAUCUAGAUUGGUUGCAUUCUGCCCACUGUGGCAGUGAGCUUAUCGUUGGAAAAGAAAUAAGGCAAAGAUGGUGAAGAUGACAAUGAUAGCCCGUGUUACUGAUGGUCUGCCUCUGGCAGAAGGUUUGGAUGAUGGGCGUGACUUGCCAGAUUCAGACAUGUAUAAGCAACAAGUCAAGGCUCUCUUUAAGAAUCUCUCGAGAGGCCAAAAUGAGGCUUCAAGGAUGUCGAUUGAAACCGGCCCUUAUGUUUUCCAUUACAUCAUAGAAGGACGUGUUUGCUACCUGACAAUGUGUGAUCGCUCUUAUCCCAAGAAACUUGCCUUUCAAUACUUGGAAGAUCUCAAGAAUGAAUUUGAACGAGUAAAUGGAGCUCACAUUGAAACAGCCGCUCGACCAUAUGCCUUCAUUAAAUUUGAUACCUUUAUACAGAAAACCAAGAAAUUGUACCAAGACACUCGUACUCAACGGAAUAUUUCCAAGUUGAAUGAUGAACUUUAUGAGGUCCAUCAAAUAAUGACUCGGAAUGUGCAAGAAGUGCUUGGGGUUGGGGAAAAGCUUGACCAGGUUAGUCAGAUGUCAAGCCGGUUAACGUCAGAAUCUCGUAUAUACGCUGAUAAGGCUAAAGAUUUGAACCGCCAGGCUUUGAUUCGGAAGUGGGCACCAGUUGCCAUCGUUUUGGGGGUCGUCUUCCUCCUGUUCUGGGUCAAGACGAAGCUAUGGUAAAGCAGACUUCUCUCCACGGACAUGGAUUCCGGCAGCUAAAAUACUUAAUCUUUUCGUUAAGAGUUCCAUUUUUGUACAAUCUUGCAAUAACUUGGGAACACAUUUUCAAGUUUAUUACGGUAACUGAGGUAUUAUAUGAAGGUUGGUAAUAGUAGAAUCAUGAGUUCAACUCUCUCAUGUUUAUAAUUGAACUACUGUCGUCAUAUUAUAUAUUGCAUUUCUUUCCA